CUUUUCAAUACGCUAGCAAAGCUCGUGAUUGAGUUGAAGCUCGAUGGCUCACGUGUAUUUAAUAUGGACGAGACGGCGUUUCAGAAACAACUCAAGAGCAAGAAAGUCGUAGCGGCCAAGGGGCCGAGCAACGUUUGGAGCACCGAGCCUACGGCGAAUUUUCACCUCACCAUCGUGGCGUGCGGAACCGCAGCUGGAUUCGUGGUGUCUCCGGCAUUUAUUUUGGCAGGGAAGACA
Molecule: messenger RNA, 237 nt
Organism: Phytophthora sojae
Lineage: Eukaryota; Oomycota; Peronosporomycetes; Peronosporales; Peronosporaceae
Exons: 1
Source: RefSeq, a predicted model, not a curated record